UUUACGUUUCCUAGGAAUUCGGCAGGUAUACGGGAUUAUCGUUUUAUAUAUAAACCGAUCAGAGUUACUUGUGUCACUCAAACUGGAAGUAGCGAGACUGAGAAAAAAGAACAAAACAAAACAAAAAAAGAAAAUGGAAGACACGCUUUCUGCGUUGAGGUCUUUGAUGGCUUCUAACUCUCCGCCUCUUGAUGCCUUGGUUGUGCCUUCUGAAGAUUAUCAUCAGAGCGAAUAUGUAUCUGCACGAGACAAGCGCCGCGAAUUCGUUUCCGGCUUCAGUGGAAGUGCUGGUUUGGCACUUGUAACAAAGAAUAAAGCACUGUUGUGGACGGAUGGACGAUAUUUUUUGCAGGCUGAACAACAACUUAGUGAUCAGUGGGAGCUAAUGCGUAUUGGUGAAGAUCCUGCUGUAGAUAUCUGGAUGGCUGAUAACUUGCGAAAAGAUGCAUCCAUAGGGGUUGACCCUUGGUGCAUUUCAAUUGAUACUGCCCAGAGAUGGGAGCGUGCAUUUGCCGGAAAACAGCAGAGGCUGGUUCAAACGACAAAAAAUUUGGUAGAUGAAGUAUGGAUAAAUCGCCCACCAGCAGAGAUUAAUGCUGUUAUUGUACAUCCAUUGAAAUUUGCAGGUCGAUCUGUUGCAAAUAAGUUGAAAGAUUUGAGAAAAAAGCUUGUACAGGACCAAGCCCGAGGGAUAAUUUUCACAGCACUUGAUGAAGUUGCAUGGUUGUAUAAUAUUCGUGGAAGUGAUGUGGCAUACUGUCCUGUUGUUCAUGCAUUUGCUAUUGUGACAUCCAAUUCUGCUUUCAUUUAUGUGGACAAGCAAAAGGUUUCUGUUGAGGUAAAAACUCAUUUAGAGGAGAAUGGAAUUGAAAUUCGAGAGUAUAUGGCAGUAAGCUGUGAUGUGGCAUUGCUAGCAACUGAUGAGCUUGAUGCUGUGUCUACUGCCAAGGUUGCUUUAGCGGAAGUUACAAUGGAGGCUGAAAAAGUUCCCAGUGAAACUAAUAAGCGUGUAAAUGGUGAACAUCAAACAGAAGAAAAUAGUCAGAAUCUCGUAUGGGCUGAUCCAGGUUCAUGCUGUUAUGCACUGUAUGCAAAAUUGAAGCCUGAAACAGUUCUCUUGCUGCAGUCACCUUUGGCCCUUGCAAAAGCUUUAAAGAACUCGGUGGAAUUGGAUGGGUUAAGAAAGGCACAUAUUCGGGAUGGUGCAGCAGUUGUUCAAUAUCUUGUGUGGCUGGAUAAGAAGAUGCAGGAUAUUUAUGGAGCAUCUGGUUACUUUUUGGAGAAGAAUUCUGUGAAAAAGAAGGAACAUCUGGAGUGCUUGAAAUUGACUGAGGUGACUGUAAGUGACAAACUUGAAGGUUUUCGAGCAUCAAAAGAGCAUUUCAGAGGAUUGAGUUUCCCUACUAUUUCCUCAGUUGGCCCCAAUGCAGCUAUCAUUCAUUAUUCUCCAAAUACAGAAACAUGUGCCGAACUUGAUCCUGACAAAAUUUAUCUGUUUGAUUCUGGAGCCCAGUAUCUAGAUGGAACAACUGAUAUUACACGAACAGUUCAUUUUGGGAAACCUUCAGCUCAUGAAAAAGCAUGUUAUACAGCAGUCCUAAAGGGUCACAUUGCUCUUGGAAAUGCUAGAUUUCCAAACGGCACAAACGGUCAUGCUCUUGAUAUUCUUGCUCGAAUUCCUUUGUGGAAGGAUGGUCUUGAUUAUCGACAUGGUACUGGUCAUGGUAUUGGGUCCUAUCUGAAUGUUCAUGAAGGACCUCACUUAAUCAGUUUCAGACCACAGGCCCGAAGCGUACCAUUGCAAUCUUCGAUGACUGUUACAGAUGAACCUGGUUACUAUGAGGAUGGACAGUUUGGGAUAAGAUUGGAGAAUGUGCUUAUUGUCAAGGAGGCUGAUACAAAAUUCAAUUUUGGUGAUAAAGGUUACUUAUCUUUUGAGCACAUUACCUGGGCACCAUAUCAAACGAAGCUGAUUGACCUGAACCUUCUAAGUCCUGAUGAGAGAAAUUGGCUGAACUCCUAUCACUCCACAUGCAGAGAUAUUCUGGGGCCAUAUUUGGAUGAAGUUGAAAAUGCAUGGCUGAAGAAAGCCACUGAACCUGUAGCUGUAGGUGUUCGGUGUUAAAUUGGCUAUCUGCUCGGCAUCAUCUCAUUUCUUUUUCCCAGUACUGUGAAUAGGAAGGUAAGCAACACACCUCUUAAUUGGUCAGAUUUUUAAAAGGUUAAAAUAAUUUUUAAAAUGUUUAAAUAAUGUUUCAAAGUGAUUAAUUUAUGUGCAAAUACUUUUUUUGAAAAUUGACUCUUCACCUGAAAUGUUUUGAGGACAGUGGUUAAAAGUGUAUUGCUAUUAAUUUUUUAUUAUAAAUAUGAUGUAUACUUAAAAAUGAUGAACUACGUUCAGUGGAAACGGUAUAGUAUUUGAAGAUAUUUUCUUGUUUGACGUCAUUUUUAGGGCGGGCCCAACGUAACAUUGGAUAGGCUUAAAGCAAAUUUCAAACCAAAAAUUUUAAAUUAAUUAAAUAUAAUUCAUUAAGAUUAUAGUAUAUUUUAAAAGUUAUUGAUUAUAUUACUAUACAAUAUAAUUAACAUUUGUAACUAUUAGAAUUUUGAUUAUUUUAAUUUAUUUUUGUUAAAUAUAUGAGCAAUAAUUUAUAUAUAAUGGGAUUAUAUGUUG
This is a messenger RNA of Abrus precatorius (Indian licorice), 2674 nucleotides long. Its product is annotated as aminopeptidase P1. The transcript is spliced from 17 exons. The record is from RefSeq and is a predicted model, not a curated record. Lineage: Eukaryota; Viridiplantae; Streptophyta; Magnoliopsida; Fabales; Fabaceae. Gene Ontology annotation, molecular function: metalloaminopeptidase activity. The coding region runs from base 134 to 2125 and encodes 663 amino acids.